Messenger RNA from Anoplopoma fimbria (sablefish), 1899 nucleotides. RefSeq names its product copine VII (gene cpne7). Lineage: Eukaryota; Metazoa; Chordata; Actinopteri; Perciformes; Anoplopomatidae. The record is from RefSeq and is a predicted model, not a curated record. Gene Ontology annotation, molecular function: calcium-dependent phospholipid binding. Gene Ontology annotation, cellular component: plasma membrane. The coding region runs from base 1 to 1692 and encodes 563 amino acids. The transcript is spliced from 15 exons. Gene Ontology annotation, biological process: cellular response to calcium ion.
AUGAACGAUGUUCUGGAGGCCAUCUCCCCUGCGACCAGCCUCAGCGGUCCAGCUACCUGCGUCUCCAAAGUAGAGCUGCGUGUGUCUUGCAAAGCCCUGCUGGACCGAGACACGCUGAAUAAGUCAGACCCAUGUGUCAUUAUCAUGGUGCAGACCAACGGACAGUGGAUAGAGCUGGACAGGACAGAAGUGAUCAAGAGCAACUUGCAUCCGGUCUUUGCCAAGGUUUUCUCAUUGGACUACUACUUUGAGGAGGUUCAGAAGCUGCGAUUUGAAGUCUAUGACAUCCAUGGCACUCACAGCAUCGGGACCCGCGAUGAUGACUUUCUGGGCGGGGUGGAGUGCACUCUUGGCCAGAUCGUGGCCCAUAAGAAGAUGGUGAAGCCUUUGUUGCUGAAGUAUGGGAAAUAUGCCGGCAAAUCCACCAUCACCGUGCACGCUGAGGAAAUUUCUGGCAACAACGGGUAUGUGGAGCUCUCCUUCCGUGCCAAGAAGCUUGAUGACAAGGAUCUCUUCAGCAAGUCAGACCCAUUUCUGGAAAUAUACCGAAUCAAUGACGAUGAAACCGAACAGCUUGUGCACAGAACUGAGGUGAUUAAAAACAACCUGAAUCCUGUGUGGGAGCCCUUCAAAGUGUCUCUCAUAUCUCUGUGCAGCUGUGAUGAGGAGCGGAAACUCAAGUGCCUAGUGUGGGAUUAUGACUCGAGGGGAAAACACGACUUCAUCGGCGAGUUUUACGCUACAUUCAGGGAAAUGCAGAAUAUUUCCAGUGGAAAUAAGGUUACGUGGGAUUGCAUCAAUCCCAAGUACAAACAGAAGAAGAGAAACUAUAAAAAUUCAGGAGUUGUCAUCCUCACUGACCUCAAGCUCCACAGAGUGUACUCCUUCUUAGAUUACAUCAUGGGAGGAUGCCAGAUUCACUUUACGGUUGCCAUUGACUUCACAGCCUCAAAUGGAGACCCCAGGAACAGCUGCUCUUUGCACUACAUCAACCCAUACCAGCCCAACGAGUACCUGAAGGCUCUGAUAGCAGUGGGGGAGAUCUGUCAAGACUAUGAUAGUGACAAAAGAUUUUCGGCUUUGGGGUUCGGUGCCAGAAUCCCUCCGAAUUAUGAGGUGUCUCAUGACUUUGCCAUUAAUUUCAACCCAGAGGAUGAUGAAUGUGAAGAGAUCCAAGGAGUGGUUGAGGCAUACCAGAACUGUCUUCCUAAGAUCCAAUUGUAUGGCCCAACCAAUGUUUCUCCCAUCAUUAACAGGAUAGCCAAGCUGGCAGCAGGCGACGGCAACAUUAAAGAUGCUUCUCGGUACCACAUCCUGCUCAUCCUCACGGAUGGUGUUGUGACAGACAUGGCAGACACACGUGAAGCUAUUGUGCGCGCCUCCUACCAGCCUCUCUCCAUAAUCAUUGUUGGUGUGGGCAAUGCAGACUUCACAGACAUGCAGAUUUUGGAUGGAGAUGAUGGAGUCCUACGCUCACCAAAGGGCGAGCCAGUCCUGAGGGAUAUUGUGCAGUUCGUGCCCUUCAGAGACUUCAAAACGGCUUCACCUGCAGCCCUGGCCAAAUGUGUUCUGGCGGAGGUGCCCAAGCAAGUAGUGGAGUACUACAGCCAUAAGGCCAUCUCCCCUAUGUGUCCUCUGAGGGAGUUGCUGACCCCCAUCCUCAGUCCUCUCGCCACCACACCAACAGAAUAACCAUCCUUCCUGCUUUUGGGACCAUGCUUUGACCACAGCACCAGUCCGGCAAACUGAGAGGGAGAAAGGACGCAUGCCUUGCGAUUUUUGAAAAAGGACUGGAGAAAAAAUCUUUCUUAAUGUGUAGUUACUCAUUUCUUUCAUUCUUCACACCUAUCAAACAGUAAGACAGAGGCUGUUGGUUACAUUUCUCUGCUCGGUGUCGAU